AUGGCGCACGCCAGCCGAGUCCAGGCCGCAGAAGCGUUUGUGAAGCAGAAGCUGGCCAAUCACGACUCAUCACACGACUGGUGGCACAUCCACCGCGUCCGAAACAUGACUGUGCGGUUGUCGGAUCAUUUGUCGGUGGGUCGGUGGGUCGCCGAGCAGCAGCUAGCCGAGCUCGCUGCUCUUUGCCAUGAUGUCGCAGAUCAUAAGUACAGCGCAGAUCCCGAGGCGGACCGCGCCGCCCUGCAGCGCUUCCUGGGUGAGCUGGCUCUGAGCGCAGAGGAGCAGGAGCUGAUCAUGUAUGUGGUGGACAACCUGGGAUUUAAAGAGGAGCUGGGCAGGAGGGACGGAGGGGCAGACGGCGCAGCCAACUCGCAGCAGCGUGUGCUAGCGGUGGUGCAGGAUGCAGACAGACUGGAUGCGAUUGGCGCCAUCGGCAUCGCUCGCUGUCUGACAUUUGGCGGCAGGUUCAACCGCGUGCUGCACGACCCUGCGGUGCUGCCACGGGAGGCCUUGACGCAGCAGCAGUACGUCGACAAGACGGCGCAGCAGACCACGAUGACCCAUUUCGCGGAAAAGCUGUUCAAGCUAAAGGACUUGAUGCGAACGGCAGCGGGGCGGGAGAUGGCGGAGGGGCGGCACGCCUUCAUGCAGGAGUUUGUCGACCGCUUCCACGAGGAGUGGCAGGCAGCGGCAUAG
Messenger RNA from Chlorella variabilis, 696 nucleotides. RefSeq lists its product as hypothetical. The record is from RefSeq and is a predicted model, not a curated record. Lineage: Eukaryota; Viridiplantae; Chlorophyta; Trebouxiophyceae; Chlorellales; Chlorellaceae. The coding region runs from base 1 to 696 and encodes 231 amino acids. The transcript has 6 exons.